GAUUGAUUUUAUUGUUGUUUUGAAAAUAGAAUUGGGUUCGCCAUGGCCCAGCGUUUGGCCGUCGAUGGAGCUCACGUUGUCAUUAGUAGCCGCAACCAGAAAAAUGUUGACGAAGCUCUUGCCAAGUUGAAAAGCGAAGGUCUGUCCGUUUCGGAAAUGGUUUGUCACGCCGGUGGCAAGGAAGAUCGGACUAGGCUCCUGGAAAAGACAGCGGCAGAAUUCGGAGGUUUCGAUAUUUUGAUUUCCAACGCCGCAGUGAAUCCCGGUUCAGGCCGUCUGAUGAAAUGCACUGAGGAAGUUUGGGAUAAGAUAUUCGACGUUAACGUCAAGUCUUCGUUCUUCUUGGCUAAAAAACCUCUUCCGCACAUGGAAAAGAGAGGCAAAGCCUCCAUUAUGUUUGUUUCGUCUGUUGCUGGAUACCUUCAAAAUUGCGCAGUAAUAAAUUACAAAUUAGAUUGUGCGACUUAUCAACACCGCAGUGUUGCUGACUUCCGUUUACCUGUUUUGGUUUAUAGGUUGAGUUUUUUGGGGCUUAUGCUUUGAGCAAAACAGCUCUUCUAGGAUUAAGCAAGUUAAUGUCAAUGGAAUUGGGUCCCAGGGGAAUUCGAGUCAACUGCAUUUUCCCAGGAGUUAUUGAAACACGAUUCGGUGCAGUGGUAAAGACAUUUUAUUUGCGUCCCCCAAUAUCCUCAGUUAUCUAAAUUUAACAUUUGUUUGUUGUACAGAUUACUGGCGAUAAGAGAGUACCUAAAAUUAUGCAGGAUAAUUGCCCCUUGCAAAGGUAUUUCUGUUAGAAUAUUCAUUUUUACUUUAAGUUGUGAAUCGAUUCUAUCAUUUUUUGCUUAGAAAUACACGUGAAACAAAAGAAUCGACUUAGAGGCUUCUGUAUUGAGAACAGGCUUUCCACAUGUGUGGAGAAAAAAAUGAAUCAACUUAGACAAUGGUGAUAAUUCGACAUAAGGGGUAUCACGAGAUCAACAU
This is a messenger RNA of Daphnia pulicaria, 981 nucleotides long. Its product is annotated as dehydrogenase/reductase SDR family member 4-like. Gene Ontology annotation, molecular function: carbonyl reductase (NADPH) activity. The coding region runs from base 43 to 543 and encodes 166 amino acids. The record is from RefSeq and is a predicted model, not a curated record. Lineage: Eukaryota; Metazoa; Arthropoda; Branchiopoda; Diplostraca; Daphniidae. The transcript has 2 exons.